AUGGCUGCAACAUUAUUGAGAAAUCGCCCCACAUCGUCGUCGGUAUUCAAUUUGUUCACCAAUGCUCUUCGUCGAUUCUCUUCUGGACAGGUUGGGAACACUAUUCCUGAUGAGGCGCGCGAGAGAAUGAUGUAUUCUGAUAUAAACUCGCAGAUCGGAAGUUGUAUGCCUCUCUCUGCAAUGAGAAUUGGAACAAUCAUUCACAACAUUGAGCUGAACCCAGGACAAGGUGGAAAGCUCGUUCGGGCAGCUGGAACCAAUGCAAAGAUCUUGAAAGAGCCGACAUCGGCGUACUGUUUAGUUCAACUUCCGUCUGGUGUUAAAAAGUUGAUUGAUUCUCGAUGCAGGGCUACUGUUGGCACGGUCUCUAAUCCAACUCACGGUGAUCGCAAGCUUAGGAAGGCUGGACAUAGCAGAUGGCUCGGUCGGAGACCGGUUGUUCGGGGUGUGGCUAUGAAUCCAGUUGAUCAUCCUCACGGUGGAGGAGAGGGAAAGAGCAAGAGUAGUGGUGCGUGGGGGAAAGGAUCACGUACUCCUUGGGGUAAGCCAACUAAGGGGGGCUUCAAGACUGGACCUCUUAAACGCAAAAAGUAG
Molecule: messenger RNA, 594 nt
Organism: Lathyrus sativus (Indian pea)
Lineage: Eukaryota; Viridiplantae; Streptophyta; Magnoliopsida; Fabales; Fabaceae
Source: the annotation of a GenBank genome assembly